AUGGAUGAAAGAAUCCGCAGAAAAAGUUCCCGGGAAGCAGCCUUUACUUACGCCAUAAGCAGUGCCGGAGUGGCGUACGCGGUGACGGCGGCGUGUGCCCGUGGAAAUAUAUCCGCUUGUGGUUGCGAUCCGGGCCCCAAGCCGAGAGAACCGGCGCCAUCUGGUUGGAAAUGGGGAGGCUGCAGUGUCGACAUCAACUACGGCGUAAGGUUCGCGAGAAAAUUUAUGGAUGCGAGGGAGCUCGAAGGAGACGAGAGGAGUCUUAUGAAUUUGCAUAAUAACAAAGCAGGGAGAAAGGCUGUAAAAAUGAAUCUCAUAGUAGAGUGCAAGUGUCACGGAGUGUCCGGAAGCUGCACUAUGAAGACUUGCUGGAAGACACUUCCAACAUUCAGGCAAGUCGGUGAUAUUUUAAUGAAAAAGUACUAUAGAGCCAGACCAGUAGCUGCUAGUGCAUCACAGCAUGGACCAAGAGGUAUUGACGGCCCUAGGAAGCAGAAAAAAUUACAUCUUGUUUUAACCAAGGGAAAAUUGCCUGUUAAAAAAAUGCCAAAGAAAUCAGAAUUAGUUUUCCUACAAAUGUCUCCAAAUUACUGUGAAAGGGAUUUAGCAGCUGGUUCCUUAGGCACAGUUGGAAGGACAUGCAACAGAACCUCGAGAGGAACAGACGGUUGUGACUUAAUGUGCUGCGGAAGAGGAUACAAUACUCAUCAGUAUACAAAAACUUUUCAAUGUAGAUGUAAAUUUUUAUGGUGUUGUCGAGUAGAUUGCGAUACUUGUAGUGAAAGAACUGAAGAAUAUACUUGUAAAUAA
This is a messenger RNA of Anoplophora glabripennis (Asian longhorned beetle), 810 nucleotides long. Its product is annotated as protein Wnt-2-like. Gene Ontology annotation, cellular component: extracellular region. Lineage: Eukaryota; Metazoa; Arthropoda; Insecta; Coleoptera; Cerambycidae. Gene Ontology annotation, biological process: multicellular organism development; cell fate commitment; canonical Wnt signaling pathway. The coding region runs from base 1 to 810 and encodes 269 amino acids. The record is from RefSeq and is a predicted model, not a curated record. The transcript has 4 exons. Gene Ontology annotation, molecular function: cytokine activity; frizzled binding.